Bactrocera oleae (olive fruit fly) is the source of this 4052-nucleotide messenger RNA. The record is from RefSeq and is a predicted model, not a curated record. Lineage: Eukaryota; Metazoa; Arthropoda; Insecta; Diptera; Tephritidae.
AUAUUUGCAGCUAAGAAGAAGAAGCACCAAUGCCGCGCCGCUCUUGGCAUAAUAGCUCUUUGCUGCCAUACAGUUAGAAUAAUAAAUUUUUCCAAUAUGAACUUAAAUUAAUCAUUCUGACCAGAAAAGAAUAAAAUAUUUUAAGAAUACUGUAAAAUAGUACAGUAAGUAGUAGUAGUACGCCUUUUCAAAUUACCUUCUAUUUGCAUGCUUAUUAUGUGAUAUUGUGCUUAGUUUUGUUGGUCUGGCAGCGAUAGCAUCGACAUCAAAAGCAGCAGUAGCAGUAGCAGCGGUAGUGACUGAAAGAAAAUAAAGACAUAUUUUGCAAUUGGAUUUUCGGCGUUAUAAUAAAAAUAAUAAUGUUUUGCAUCUGGUUUAAAUUAAUUUGAAAGAUUUUGAAGUGUGUUUACAGUAUUGUGUGCGGUAUUAUAAAAUUUAGCAGCACGUUUUUCAUAUGAAAAAACUGUUAGGGUGGUAGUCCGUAUGACAUACGACGGCAAUCAGGCAUCCAGCUGAAGCACCACCGUUCCGUUUGCGUUUGCGAACGUCAGAGUAGUAGUAGAAGCGUAAAGUUAUAUCGAAGGUUUUUUUUUGUCCAGAGCUGUAUUUUACUUGUAUUUAAAGUGGUGAUACCUUCUUGAAUAAAGCAAAUAGUUAUAGUAGGGCUGUAAAUACCGCCGUCACCAUUAGCGCCGCUGGUGCAGUGCGGAGAGCGAAUUAUGAGCGCCGCUAAAAAAUACAAACUUAUGGACACAAAUGACCAAUUGCAGGAUACUGAGAAUUACACAAGCAAUCGUUUAAGAAAACAAGGAGACAGCCAUUUUUAUAGCCCCUCCACAUCGGCUCGUUGUGCUUUGGGACAAAAUUUGAAUCAACCUUCAGCAACGUCAACUUCACAACUACCGUUCAACAUGAACAAUAGUAAUAGCAAUUAUGGCAUCGGUAACAAUACCAAUGGUGAAAGACGUGCCAAUUUUUCGAUGUUAGAUGGGGGACAUAUGAACGAUCACCGUUCAGCCACAACUACCUCAGCGUACUUCAAUAAGAUGGGCGCAAAUAAUGCCUCGAAACCGGGAGAUGUUAAAAAAAUUGUAAUAAAAAACUUCAAGGUGAAACCUACACUGCCGGACAAUUAUUCGGAACAUACAUGUGAAAAAUUGCAGGAAGCAGUUGUCGCAAUUCAACAAUCAAAGCCAAUCAGGUACUCAUUGGAAGAACUUUAUCAAGCUGUAGAAAAUAUGUGCAGCCAUAGGAUGGAUGCGCAAUUAUAUGGAAAACUUAGAGAACUUACUGAAGCUCAUGUGAAACGUAAUGUCGAAUCCUUUACAGGGGGAAGCAUGGACAAAUUGGUAUUUUUAAAAAAGAUAAAUGGUUGGUGGCUUUCGUUUUGUCAGCAAAUGAUAAUGAUGCGCAGUAUAUUUUUAUAUUUGGAUCGGACGUAUGUUUUACAAAAUCCUACCGUACAUUCAAUUUGGGACAUGGGUCUGGAUCUUUUUCGUACUCAUAUAGCCAUGAACGAUCAAGUGCAAAAACGUACGGUGGAAGGUAUACUUAUGUUAAUCGAAAAAGAACGAACAGGUGAUGCGGUAGAUAGGGGAUUGCUCAAGAGCCUAGUUCGAAUGUUAUGUGAUUUACAAAUUUAUAUUAGUGCGUUCGAAGAUAAAUUCCUGAUUGCAACAAAACAAUUAUACCAGGCCGAAGGACAACGUAAAAUGCAAGAACUUGAUGUGCCCGAAUAUCUGCGCCACGUCGACAAACGAUUGGCUGAGGAAAACGAACGUCUUUUGCACUAUUUAGACUCUAGUACUAAAUACCCAUUGAUUUAUACUGUAGAAAAAGAGUUACUCGCUGAACACCUUACACACAUCUUACAAAAAGGUCUGGACACACUGCUGGAGGAGAAUAGACUGAGUGAUCUCACGCUCUUGUACAGCCUUUUAAGCCGAGUCAAAAACGGUACCGCCGAACUGUGUGGCAACUUCAAUGGUUUUAUUAAGAAAAAAGGGCGCACUAUUGUCAUCGAUCCAGAAAAGGAUAAAAGUAUGGUGCAGGAUUUAUUGGACUUUAAAGACAAAAUGGAUGUGAUUGUGCGCAAUUGCUUUGAACACAAUGAAAAAUUCACGAAUUCCUUGCGAGAAGCUUUUGAGUUCUUCAUAAAUCAGCGCGCCAAUAAACCAGCAGAAUUAAUAGCCAAGUAUGUGGAUAUGAAGCUGCGUGCUGGAAAUAAGGAAGCCACCGAAGAAGAGUUGGAACAGAUACUUGAUAAAAUCAUGGUGCUAUUUCGAUUUAUUCACGGCAAAGAUGUAUUCGAAGCAUUUUAUAAGAAGGAUUUGGCCAAACGCUUACUUGUGGGAAAGUCUGCCUCGGUGGAUGCGGAAAAGAGUAUGUUGUCCAAAUUGAAGCAAGAGUGUGGUGGUGGAUUCACUUCAAAAUUGGAAGGCAUGUUCAAGGAUAUGGAACUGAGCCGAGAUAUUAAUAUUGCUUUCAAGCAAUAUGUCGCAAAUAUGGAUCGUGAAAUAACAAGUAUGGAUUUGACUGUCAAUAUUCUUACCAUGGGCUAUUGGCCUACAUACCCGCUAACAGAAGUCACUAUGCCCCCACAACUUGUGAAGCCGCAACAAGUUUUCAAUAAAUUUUACUUGGCUAAACACAGUGGUAGAAAGCUGCAAUGGCAGCCAACACUAGGCAAUUGUGUGCUCAAAGCUCAGUUUGAUGCGGGACCUAAAGAGUUGCUGGUUUCUUUGUUUCAAGGGCUGGUGCUUUUACUGUUUAACGACAAAAACGCAUUAAGUUUCGAAGAAAUUGUUGCUGCUACAAAUAUUGAGGAUGGCGAGCUACGCAGAACAUUACAAUCGUUAGCCUGCGGACGAGCUCGUGUUAUUACAAAAACACCAAAGGGUCGUGAGGUUGAGAAUAAAGAUUUGUUUCAAUAUAAUAACGAAUUUACAAAUAAACUGUUCCGUAUCAAAAUUAAUCAAAUUCAAAUGAAAGAAACGACGGAGGAGCAAAAAGCUACAGAGGAGCGUGUAUUCCAAGAUCGACAGUACCAAAUUGAUGCAGCCAUUGUGAGGAUAAUGAAAAUGCGUAAAACGCUCAGUCAUAACUUACUAAUCGGUGAACUUUUCAAUCAACUUACGUUUCCCGUUAAGCCUGCUGAUUUGAAGAAACGAAUUGAAUCACUUAUAGAUCGCGAUUACAUGGAGCGCGAUAAAGAUAAUCAAAAUCAAUAUAAUUACGUUGCAUAAAUUAUAAUUUAUAAGGCUACUUACAACAGUUGGACACGUUCAGAAGCACGCCCAUUUUCCAUGAUACCCCUUUUACGAGUAAACUCUACAUCAUUUGAAAUUGAAAACAAAUCAAAGCAUCAACAUGAGGGGUUACACACAUCAUAUUUUGCUUUACGAACAGUUCCAACCUCUUUAUUUACGUAUAAAGGAAGCAUCCCCGGCCUAAAUGAAUUCAACAAUAACGACAAUUUUCAAUCGAGCUAGCUGUGAAACAAAGUUCUAUGCUCUAGCUUAGUUUAGAUCUGUGAGUAAGGCCUGAUUUAUACAAUAUACGAAUAUGCAGUAAAAAGGAGCGAAAGUUAGACCCCAAGAAACAGUGGCCGUUCGGCGUAUAAAUAAUUGAAUUACAUACAUAUAUCUGUUUUCUUUUAUAACUUUUUGCAUAACUGUGCAACUGUGUUUAAUAUAAAUAUCUAUUAAAAUUAAGUAAUUUCUUAUGUAUGUUCCCAGAUAGACACAUGUAUACACCUGUUGCUAUUCGCUUCUCUUCUAAUCUAAGUUUAGUGCAGUACAGAGAAGUUGUAAUUAUACAAACGACAUGCUAGAAAAUUUGCGAAAAAAAGAUAUUUUUUAACAUUUUGAAUGUGAAGUAAGUGGGGGGAAGUAAGAAGAUGCUUAUGCGUAGUUAUUUUUAGUGUUAAAUGAGUUAAUAUAAUUCGAAGGAACGCGAUGGUUGGCGAAACAAAAACUUGUUCUCUUUUUAUAAUUUAAAUCGUAGUAUAUUACAUAUAAUAAUAAAUAUGAAAAAAAUAUACAUAAAUGUAA